AUGGUGCAUUUUCCUGAUGAUAGUGACUUAUUUAAUCCUUUUAAUGAUAGCAGUUUAUUUGUUAUUUUAAUACCUUUUAAUAAUGAUAAAACAACUGUUGGUAAGAUAAAUUUAGAAACCUAUGAUAAAGAAUUUGGUGAAAAAGAAUGGAAUGAAGAAGAAUGGAAUAAUGAUGAAGAUAGUAGUUAA
Molecule: messenger RNA, 189 nt
Organism: Funneliformis geosporum
Lineage: Eukaryota; Fungi; Glomeromycota; Glomeromycetes; Glomerales; Glomeraceae
Source: the annotation of a GenBank genome assembly